Messenger RNA from Xenia sp. Carnegie-2017, 978 nucleotides. RefSeq lists its product as uncharacterized. The annotation marks the transcript as partial. NCBI's taxonomy places the organism in Eukaryota, Metazoa, Cnidaria, Anthozoa, Malacalcyonacea, Xeniidae. The record is from RefSeq and is a predicted model, not a curated record. The transcript has 2 exons.
AGGGUUUGCUCGAGACACUUUUUAGAGGACGAUUACCUACCUCCUGAUAAUGCAGGACGGUGUUUAUUAAAAAAAGGGUCUGUUCCCAGCCAAUUUGACUGGUCUUCAAUGACUCCAAAAAGAAGAAAACUAAUUCGCACUUGUACUGGAGAGACACAAACUGAAGAAACUGCAAUUGAAGAAACUGGCAGUGAAGUGUGCACAGUCGAUCCUUUGCUAAAAAUGCAAGAAGAGUUGGAAGGAUUAAGAUUGGAGGUAAUUCUGAAAACCCAAGAAUUAAAAAAAAGUAAGGAAGAAACAGCUUCUGUUAUGGAAGAAAUGAAUGCAUUCAAGGCCCGAGCACAUAAAGAAAUUGAAAAUACCAAGAAGGCUGCCGCCGAGGAGUUAGCACUAUCCAAAUUUGGCUUAGAAAGAUUUUCAACUAACAAUGACUUAGUCAGAUUCUACACAGGAUUUGUUUCUUAUGAACACAUUAAGGCUUUUUAUGAAAUCAUAAAACCCACUGCUGAGAGAAUGACCUAUUGUUAUGCUACAGGAGAUAGAGAAAGUCGUCCAAAAGCACGAACCAUGCUAGUUAUAGACGAGUUGUUUAUGUUCCUGGUUCGUAUUAGAUUGGGCUUAUUUGAGCAAGACCUUGCUCACAGAUUUAUAAUACAUAUAUCCACUGUUAGCCGAAAAAUAGUUACAUGGAGCAAUUACUUAUAUUUCAUGUUGGGAUGUCAAGUAAUCUGGCCUUCUAGGGAAAAUGUCAAUAAUUACAUGCCCCAGUGUUUUCGUAGGCUUUACCCAAGUACUAGAGUUAUAAUAGAUUGCACAGAAAUUUUGUACAAACUCCCAGCUCCUUAUUAUUACAGUCACAAUUAUACUCAAGCUAUAAAAGCAACACUACCCUUAAAGGUUUGGUUGGGAUCUCUCCUCAUGGGGCAGUCUCUUUUGUAUCUGGGUUAUAUACUGGAGCAAUCUCAGAUAAAGAAAUAA